AUGGCAGGGGAUCUCUUUAGCCCCCCAUCCCCACUGGGGGAUUCCCUGCUGGACAGUCCGCUGUGUGGAGACCUGAUGGAGGAUCUGCGUGACAUCUCCAAGACUAUAGGAGGUGACACGCUGGGAUUUGAUUUCCCAGAGUACCAGAGCACAGGCUCGGGGUCUGAGAGCUCCAUUGCGCUGGACACCUUGACCCCAGCCUCCAGUCCAUCGUCCGGGGUGUGCGGAGCAGCUCCAGGCCCAGAGGAGAGCGUCACUCCCCUCAACCUGGACUGCCGGGUGUGCUCAGACAAGGCUUCAGGCUUCCACUACGGGGUGCAUGCGUGUGAGGGCUGCAAGGGUUUCUUCAGGAGGACCAUCAGGCUAAAGCUGGAGUAUGAUAAGUGUGAACGCAACUGCAAAAUCCAAAAGAAGAACCGCAACAAAUGCCAGUACUGCCGAUUCCACAAGUGCCUCUCUGUGGGCAUGUCCCAUAAUGCCAUCCGGUUUGGUCGGAUGCCUCAGGCGGAGAAGCUAAAGCUAAAGGCAGAAAGCAAGAUGGUGGAGAAAGAGGUGGCAAGUCCAAUGCUGGCGGACCACAAGAUUCUGGUCAGGCAGAUCCACGAAGCCUACAUGAAGAACUUUAACAUGAACAAGGCGAAAGCUCGGCUCAUACUCACCGGAAAGACCAGCACGCCGCAGCCUUUCAUCAUUCACGACAUGGAGACGUUCCAGCUGGCAGAGAGGACGUUAGCGGUCCAUAUGGUAAAGGGUGACUAUGCAGAACCCGAGAGUGUCCCUCAAGCUGGGGGGGUUGUUCCUGCUGUGGGGUGUGGGGAGCUCCAGCAGAGGGAGGCCGAAGCCAGGCUCUUCCACUGCUGCCAGAGUACCUCAGUGGAGACGGUCACAGAGUUGACGGAGUUCGCCAAGGCGGUGCCAGGUUUCCAGAGCCUGGAUCUGAAUGAUCAGGUGACUCUCUUGAAGUACGGCGUUUACGAAGCCCUCUUCACACUUCUGGCCUCCUGCAUGAACAAAGACGGCCUCCUGGUGGCACGUGGUGGAGGCUUCAUCACCAGAGAGUUCCUCAAGAGCCUCCGGCGGCCUUUUAGUGAUAUGAUGGAGCCCAAAUUCCAGUUUGCCACACGCUUCAACUCCCUGGAGCUGGAUGACACUGACCUGGCGCUUUUUGUGGCUACUAUUAUCUGCUGCGGAGAUCGCCCAGGCCUGGUCAACAUGCCUCUGGUCGAGCAGCUGCAAGAAAGCAUUGUUCAGGCACUACGGCUCCACCUGCUGGCCAACCACCCCGACAACAACUUCCUCUUCCCCAGACUGCUGCAGAAACUGGCCGACCUCCGGGAGCUGGUCACCGAGCAUGCGCAGUUGGUGCAGGAAAUCAAGACAACAGAGGACACAUCACUGCACCCGCUCCUGCAAGAGAUAUACAGGGACAUGUACUGACAAGAUAGCACAUGGUCAUGAACAGGGACAUGUAUUAAAAUAUUAAUGUAAGCCACUGAAAACCAGAUGUACAUAAAUAUUACUAAUAUAUACUAUUCAUGCAUAUCAAUGUACUGUAAGUAGCGUAUUGUGCAGCUUCUAUGGAUGCACGCUGCUGUGAUCUGCAGAGGCUGCACUGACCAUGUGACUUAAAACUUUCUACCAGCAAUAAAAUUCUUUUUGGGGGGGGGAAGGCAGCUCUUGUAGGUGGCGUGACUGCUUCCAUGAAAGGGGAACAAAGUGGAGAACAAACCUUUUGAUCUUCUUUUAAUUAUUAUUUUAAAUGCAUCAAUUUGAACUUCGAGCACCCAGUUGCUAUAGGUUGGGUCUUAGAUGCCAGCUUUUCUUCCGUGGACACAAGAACUGAACAAAAACUGAAUAAGGAGUAGGCUAUGCAAAUUUGCAUAGUAUGUAAAAUGGGUGCACACAUAUUAGAGAUACCUGGACAUGACUGCUGCUGCAUGCACUGAUGCGAAAUGUUAAUUUUGCCUGUGAACAAGAUAAGUUAUAACAUUUUGAAUCUACUGAAGUGUUGGUUGUGCAAAAGGCCCUACAACUAAAUGCCAGACAUAUUGCUAAUAUUUUGGAUAUUUAGUGUAUAUAUGAUGUGUUAAUUUAAAAGACAUUUGGGUUUGGGUCAUAUCAAUGUCAUGUCAUUUUAUCGUGUACCAGUGCCUUAUUGAAAUCAGCCAAACCUCCCUUGACCAUUGUGAGAUUAGGUGUUAAAGAACCACCUGCAUCUGUAUUCACCAAGUGCCAUAACGAGCUCACGUUUCCUCUACUUUGGCCACAUCUCCUACCUUUAGCACAUAACAAAUACAUAGAGUAGCUUUUCUGAAAAUGGGAUGGAUGUAUAACUAUUUAGUGUUGGACCAGAGAAUGUUCUCACAUUGUAUUAAAUCAUAAAUCAUGCACAAUAGUGCAUUUUAAGCAGGCAAAGAACUAAAAGGAGACAUCAUCUCUGUGUUAUGUAUUUACUGAGUAGUUCUUCCACCUUCACCGUGAAGCACUUUCAGUGUCUAAGAUAAAGUGCUAUAUAAAUGUAAUCCAUUGUUAUUAUUAUUAUAAAGACCAACGCAACGUGAUAGCUUACCUAACAGAUUUUUUUAAAAGAUCAGUGUUACAAAAUAUUUCCUACAAAAAAACAGUUUGGGCCAGUACUUAAUAUUUUGACCACAAACACAAUAAUCUGGUUUAUGUUUUAUUUUGUACAUAUAACAAGGAUGUAGUAAAAUUUAUGUGUGUAUCUGCAGACAGCAAAACAGGCCUCAGAAAGAGGAGGUAAUUGACUAAUUUGCUGUAAUGAUACUUCACUUCCUAAUGUAGCAUUGAAACAUUGUUUCUUGUCAUAAUGAAACAGUUUAUAGUUUUUAUCGUGUACAGGGCAGUGUACAAUAAAAAUGCAUUCACUGUUUCAAUAACAUGAAUGAGUGUCAUGUGGUAGCCUAAAAUAAACCAAUAUAUUUAACAGUU
Molecule: messenger RNA, 2949 nt
Organism: Micropterus salmoides (largemouth bass)
Lineage: Eukaryota; Metazoa; Chordata; Actinopteri; Centrarchiformes; Centrarchidae
Product: peroxisome proliferator-activated receptor alpha-like
Exons: 7
Coding region: 1-1437 (478 amino acids)
Biological process (GO): negative regulation of transcription by RNA polymerase II; regulation of lipid metabolic process; hormone-mediated signaling pathway
Cellular component (GO): nucleus
Molecular function (GO): nuclear receptor activity; RNA polymerase II cis-regulatory region sequence-specific DNA binding; zinc ion binding
Source: RefSeq, a predicted model, not a curated record